UUAGUUAGUAAGCGUCUGCUGUGGUUUCAGGCUUACAGCGCUUUCCCAGGUCAGCCUGCUGCAGAAGCGGCACUUUACGAACGACACGCCGGUGAACUGCAGCCCAGUUCACUCACAUCCAGAACCAAAUCAGCUUCAGCGGAAAAGUGUUACCAUCAGCUUCAAAUCAUCGGUUUUGUCCCAGCCAUGGCUGCUGUGAACGUGUACUCGACUUCAGUGACAAGUGAAAACCUCAGCCGCCAUGACAUGCUCACAUGGAUAAACGAGUCUUUACAGAUGAGCCAUGCCAAGAUCGAGCAACUGUGCUCCGGUGCUGCUUACUGUCAGUUCAUGGACAUGCUGUUCCCAUCAUGUAUUCCACUGAAGAAAGUCAAAUUCCAGGCCAAACUUGAGCACGAAUACAUCCAUAACUUCAAACUCCUUCAAGCCAGCUUCAAAAAGAUGGGAGUUAGCAAAAUUAUUCCUGUUGACAAGCUUGUGAAGGGCAAGUUCCAGGAUAACUUUGGUAAUGAUAGUUGGGCCAUCCCCUUUAGUGAGAAAGAAUAUGAUCCGGUGGCAGCUCGACAGGGACAAGAAAUGCCCACCAAUCAGAGUCCAGCAGCAGCUACAGCUAACAAACCAAAGAAACCCAGCUCAGACACAGGCAUCACACCUGCAGUCAAGCCAAUGGCCCCUGUUGCUCCACAGCGUUCAGCCACAACACCUAAAUCUGCACCAAAAACAGCUCCAGCUGCAACACGAGGCACAGCAACAGGCGGCGGUGAUGAAGAGAAGGGAGCACUCACUCAGAUGAUAAAUGACCUGAAGGCCACUAUUGCUGACAUGGAAAAGGAAAGGGAUUUCUACUUUGACAAACUGAGAAACAUCGAGCUCAUCUGCCAAGAGAAAGAGGGUGAGGGUGAUCCUACACUGCAAAGGAUUGUGGAUAUCCUGUAUGCAACAGAUGAAGGUUUUGUAAAUCCAGAAGAUGAGGUGGGAGAACCAGAGGAGUUUUGACCAAUCCAGGGGUGACUGUUUUUUAAAAAAUUACCCUGCUGGACACACAAAUGUACAUACUGGCUGAUUCCUGCUGUUGUGCUGCACUUGCCUUUGGUCCAUCAUUUUGGACUUUGACUUUUGAAUGUCUUUUUAUUCAGGGAAGUUCUAUACCUUGAAU
Messenger RNA from Sinocyclocheilus anshuiensis, 1156 nucleotides. RefSeq names its product microtubule-associated protein RP/EB family member 1-like. The transcript has 9 exons. The record is from RefSeq and is a predicted model, not a curated record. Bases 187 to 996 code for a protein of 269 amino acids. Gene Ontology annotation, molecular function: microtubule binding. Lineage: Eukaryota; Metazoa; Chordata; Actinopteri; Cypriniformes; Cyprinidae.